AAGCUAAAACGGACAUGCUAACACAGUUCUACACAGCGAGUGGAGAGAGUGUAUUGUUAUAGGGGGGACAGUCAGUAUUCAGUCCUCCAUUUGUGAACUUUGGUCUACGAAAAAAAGGUGGUUGGUGGGGUGACGUCUCUUUUAAGCCCUCCCUCGGUAAUUCCACACUUGGUUGAGUCCGGGUUUCCAGCAGAUCCAAGAUGGCGGAUGGAUUCGCUAUGUGCUGAAGUUGACUUUUAACUCCAAACACUGGGGCUGGUGUCGCUCCCUUCAUGUAAACAAACCGCUGACUGUAAACGAGCUACACCGGUAUAUCCUGGAGCCACGGACACUUCCCCAAUGUCGUGACACUCUGACAGAGGUGGAGCGGCUUCAUUUCGACUAACUGUGGCAGCGCAGAGGCAGCUAGCUGUAGCUUUAUCCAGUUGUCUGACGUCUCUGUGCCGAGGAAUCAUCAUUAGAGGAAGAACAAUGUGGCAGCGCUGUCGGAGUAACAGAUAAUGAAGAAGAAGGGAGUCGUGCUGGAGUGUUCACGGGGCCUUCUUCCGGGAUGUCCAAGGUAGGAGACCUGAAGGGGUUCAGCCCCAAAGGACAGACCACCAGCUCAUACACACCUGCUGCUGAAGGGCUACAAAAGGUGCAGCGUGCUCCAAAGAAGAUCAUUUCUACAGGAGGAGUGACCUGGACAGCUGCUUGAAAAGGAGGACUGAUAUUUCAGCAAUCACUUUAACCUCAACAUUGAACUUGAUUUUGGGAAACUAACUAACUUGGCAGCAAAGUGAAGAGUUAUUUUAACCAGCGAACGCACAGUAAUCCCCAUAGAUCAUUUAAUCCUUUUCAUUCCAUCAAUUUACAAAGUAUCUAUUCCCAUAUCGUCUAUCCAGUCAUCUGAAAGAGUGCUUCACUCCAGCUGAUAUAUAAUUGUAGAGUAGGUAAUGGAUAACGCUGGCCAUGGUAACCUAAAGUAAAUGGCUAAUUCUCAGCACAGCUUAGUGCCUGUAACUAAAACUCAAGCUAGCUCCCUAACCUUCCCCUCUUCCUAUCCUGCCUCCGCUGCUGUAUCCCGUCUGCUUCUUUCUGUUCACCGCUUGCUGUCAAUUUCCACCUCCUUGCUACAACACCAUGGUAGGUGCAGUCUUGGGUGUGUGGAAACUGAUGCGAGGAGUCCGCCAGCUGGAGCUUCAUCGCCUCAUUCUGGCUCUUAUCAUCUUCUGCUUACUGUCAAUGGCCUUCCUCGCAUACUAUGUCUCGAACAGUCCCAAAAUCAAGGAGGCCCCACCGUUGCCAUUCAGUGACUGUGGUGGAGGAAUGUCAGCAGGUGCCAGCACUGGGGCUACAGAUGGAGGACGGGCUGCAGAAAGAGCACCACUUUUCCUGCCUCUGCAGCAAGGCAGAUUGCGGCAGGUAAAGACGAUGGAUAAUUCCAAGACGGAGCCUGUGGUGCUAGUGUUUGUGGAGAGCAUCUACUCUCAGCUUGGCCAGGAGAUUGUAGCCAUAUUGGAGUCCAGCCGCUUCCACUACCAGACAGAGAUUGCACCUGGUAAAGGUGACUUGCCCACGCUAACGGAGCAUAACCGCGGACGCUACACGCUCAUAAUCUACGAAAAUGUUUUGAAAUACGUCAAUCUGGAUGCCUGGAACCGUGACUUACUAGACAAGUACUGUACCGAAUAUGGAGUGGGUAUUAUUGGCUUCUACAAAGCAAAUGAAAACUCCCUGCUUAGUGCACAGCUGAAAGGUUUCCCCCUCUUUCUACACUCGCAUCUUGGACUCAGGGACUAUCGCAUCAAUCCCAGCGCUCCUCUUCUCUACAUCUCUAAGCCCAACCAGGUGGAGCAGGGAUUUUUACCAGGAGAUGACUGGACCAUUUUCCAAUCUAACCACUCUACUUAUGAGCCAGUGCUUCUGGCCAGCACCAAGUCUUCUGAGGCACUGGCACACUUUGGACCUACGCACCUGCGGGCUCUUCACGCAACAGUAGUCCAGGACCUUGGCCUCUAUGACGGUAUUCAAAGAGUGCUCUUUGGUAACAACCUCAACUAUUGGCUUCACAAGCUCAUAUUUGUAGACGCCAUUGCAUAUCUGACGGGGAAGAGACUGUGUUUGUCUUUGGACCGCCACGUCUUGGUGGAUGUGGAUGAUAUAUUUGUUGGCAAGGAAGGAACUCGUAUGAAGGUGUCAGAUGUAGAGGCGUUGCUCAACAUUCAGAGCAAACUGAGAGCUUUGGUCCCAAAUUUCACUUUCAACCUUGGAUUUUCAGGAAAGUUUUAUCAUACAGGUACUGACGAGGAAGAUCAGGGAGAUGACAUGCUACUGCAACACAGAAUGGACUUCUGGUGGUUCCCUCACAUGUGGAGCCACAUGCAACCUCACCUAUUCCACAAUGUCAGUGUCCUGGGUGAGCAGAUGAGGCUAAACAAGAUCUUUGCUCAGGAACAUGGUAUUCCCACAGAUAUGGGUUAUGCAGUGGCUCCUCACCAUUCGGGCGUCUACCCAGUCCACAGCCAGCUCUAUGAAGCCUGGAAGUCUGUGUGGGGCAUUAAGGUGACCAGCACAGAGGAAUACCCUCAUCUGAGACCGGCGCGAUACCGUCGUGGAUUCAUCCAUAAUGGAAUUAAGGUGUUGCCUCGGCAGACCUGUGGCUUGUUCACCCAUACAAUUUUCUAUAAUGAAUACCCAGGAGGCUCUAAGGAGCUGGACAAGAGCAUCAGAGGAGGAGAACUAUUCCUAACUGUUAACCCAAACUGAAUCAGUAUCUUCAUGACCCAUCUGUCAAACUACGGCAACGACCGGCUAGGUCUUUACACAUUUGAGUCCCUGGUAAAGUUUGUCCAGUGUUGGACUAACCUUCGGCUGCAGACGCUGCCACCUGUGCAACUGGCUGAAAAAUACUUCCAGAUCUUCCCCGAGGAGAGAGACCCACUCUGGCAGAAUCCUUGUCACGAUAAAAGACACAAAGAUAUCUGGUCAAAAGAAAAGACUUGCGAUCGACUUCCCAAGUUCCUUGUUGUCGGACCACAGAAAACAGGCACUACAGCGCUUCAUUCAUUCCUCAGCCUCCACCCAGCAAUUACCAGUUCUUUCCCCAGCCCUGUCACUUUUGAGGAGAUUCAGUUCUUCAGUGGAGCCAAUUAUGACAAUGGAAUUGACUGGUACAUGGACUUCUUCCCAUUCCCCUCCAAUGUCAGCACGGAUUUCAUGUUUGAGAAAAGUGCGAACUACUUUGACACAGAAGUAGCUCCAAAAAGAGCUGCAGCUCUACUGCCCAGAGCCAAAAUCCUGGCAGUGCUCAUCAACCCAUCAGAUAGGGCUUACUCGUGGUACCAGCACCAGAGGGCACACCAGGACCCUGCAGCCCUCAACAAUACUUUCCAUUACGUGGUGACAGCUGGCCCCUCGGCCUCUAAGGACUUGCAAGUUCUUCAGAGACGCUGCCUUAACCCAGGAGCUUACGCUACUCACCUGGAGCACUGGCUUCAACACUACCAGCCCAGCCAGUUACACGUCGUCGAUGGUGCUCUCCUGCGAACCAACCCAGCACUGGUGAUGGAUGGAAUCCAGAGGUUUCUUGGCAUUACCCCCAUCUUCAACUACACCCAGGCUCUAAUGUUUGAUGACGGAAAAGGUUUCUGGUGUCAGCGAGGGGAAGGAGGUCGUCCUAAAUGUCUGGGCAAGAGUAAAGGCAGGAAGUAUCCAGACAUGAAUCCUGAGUCCCGCAUCUUUCUGGCUAACUACUACCGUGAGCAUAACAUGGAGCUGCUUCAUCUGCUGAAUCGUUUGGGUCAACCGCUGCCAUCGUGGCUUCGCCAAGAACUGCAGAGCACCAGCUGGAGCUGAGACCGUCGACCCGCAGGUGCACAGACAGUUGCACUAAACAGAAAGUCUGACUGGAAUCUGUGGAGGAGCCAACUGUUUGUUCUGGAUUAGAAUGGACUAACUAAUCUGGAGUCUUAACAGCAGUAUGUGCUGAAAGCUUGUGUGGACCCCGAUGGACUCUCCUCCCAGCAG
This is a messenger RNA of Cynoglossus semilaevis (tongue sole), 4008 nucleotides long. Its product is annotated as bifunctional heparan sulfate N-deacetylase/N-sulfotransferase 2. Gene Ontology annotation, molecular function: heparan sulfate N-sulfotransferase activity; hydrolase activity; deacetylase activity. NCBI's taxonomy places the organism in Eukaryota, Metazoa, Chordata, Actinopteri, Pleuronectiformes, Cynoglossidae. Gene Ontology annotation, cellular component: Golgi apparatus. The transcript has 15 exons. The record is from RefSeq and is a predicted model, not a curated record.